Molecule: messenger RNA, 2854 nt
Organism: Mugil cephalus (flathead mullet)
Lineage: Eukaryota; Metazoa; Chordata; Actinopteri; Mugiliformes; Mugilidae
Gene: bbox1
Product: butyrobetaine (gamma), 2-oxoglutarate dioxygenase (gamma-butyrobetaine hydroxylase) 1
Exons: 9
Coding region: 165-1514 (449 amino acids)
Biological process (GO): carnitine biosynthetic process
Cellular component (GO): mitochondrion
Molecular function (GO): iron ion binding; gamma-butyrobetaine dioxygenase activity
Source: RefSeq, a predicted model, not a curated record
UGCGUCUGCUGGCACUGGUCACAACUCCCUGACUCUACCAAGGGCAUAGGAACUAAAAAAAGAGACAGACGACGUUUGUGUUGACGCCGCGCUCGUGGGACCGGGAAGUAUCACAGAGUGAUUCUGUUCUGGAAAUAAAGUUGCCUGAAGGAAACCAUUCAGACAUGUGGAUGAGUACAUUUGCACGUCUUGCCCUGCCUGCCCUGCAGAGGAGCACCUCUGCCGUGGCCUGCCAGGCUCUGAGGGCUUGUCGUAGAGCAGGUCCAGCUGCAGCUCCGCUCUCCUAUCGUCUGACUCCAGUGCAGCUUCGAGGGCAGCACACGCUGGGGUCAGCCUCCCUCCCUGUGGCUUGCCACUCGGUGAGGCACGUCCGGGCUCUGGAUGAGGAACGGCUAAUGGAGGUGGAGUGGGAGGAUGGAGGUCACAGUCUGUACCCCUUCACCUGGCUGAGAGACAACUGCCAGUGUCCGCUGUGUACUCUGCAGUCUGCUCAGGCUCGGACGCUCCUGCUGUCUGAUCUUGAUAUCCACACAGGAGUGGAUGUUGUGGAGGUCACCAACGACAACAAGGUUUCUGUCGUGUGGCCCGACCAGCACAUCAGUGUGUUUGACGCUGAGUGGCUUAAGAAGCGCUGUUUCUCCCCUGCCUCCAGGCAAGCAAUGCAAGAAGAGCUUUUCCUCAAUGAGCAUUAUUACUGGGACUCCAAGCUGCACAUUCCCACCGCCGACUACCAGGAAGUCCUCCAUGACGACAAGGCCGCGCUCGCCUGGCUUUACGCGCUGCGUCGCGUCGGCAUCGUCUUCCUGAAGGGGGCGCCUGCGGAGCGAGGCCACGUGGCCCGACUGGCCGAGAGGAUCGGCUACCUGCGGCUGACGUUUUACGGGCACACGUGGCAGGUCCAGGACAAACCCAUGGCUAACAAUGUAGCCUACACCUCAGGGAAGCUCAGCCUGCACACAGACUACCCAGCGUUACACUUCACACCUGGAGUGCAGUUCCUCCACUGCAUCAACCAGGCUAUGAAAGGAGGGGAGAGCGAGGUGGUGGACGGCUUCCACAUGGCCGAGCAGCUGCGGAGAGAAGACCCGGAGGCCUUCCAGACGCUCAGCUCGCUGCGCGUGGACUUCACCGACACCGGCACGGACUACUGCGACUUCAUGCUGCAGUCCAAGAACCGCAUCAUCGACGUCGAUACAGAGGGCCGAGUUGUGAGGAUAAACUACAACAACGCCACCAGAGACUCGGUGCUGGACCUCCCGCUGCAUCAGGUUCAGCCGUUCUACAGAGCACUGAAGGCCUACGUGGACAUCCUGACCCGGCCAGAGAAUGUGGUCACCUACAGGAUGGAGCCAGGUGACAUUGUGACCUUUGAUAACUGGCGUCUCCUUCACGGUCGGAGGAGCUACGUCAGCAGGCCAGAGGCGCUGAGGCACCUGGAGGGGGCGUACCUGGACUGGGACGAGGUCAUGUCCCGUCUCCGGAUCCUCCGCAGGGCCGUCGGCGACGACGUGUGACGCGCGUGAAGUCCGACAUGACCCCAGGGCAGAGUGCAAAGAUAUUAUCAUUAAGGACAACAGGUCAAGAGCUGAGACUCUGACUCUGUAAAAAAAAAUCAACCGUGUAAAUGAUUUAGAAUAUAUUUAAAAAAAAAAAAAAAGUUUACAUGAUGACGAACUCUUCACACAUAGUGCAACACAUCAAUGCAACGUUGAAGAAAAAGAAAAAACCCUUUUAAAUUUAAAUGUGUCAAACUUUUAUGAAUGGAAUAUGACAUUUUAUAUAUUUUCCCGAGUACACCACAUUACGAUUGAGAUAAUGUGUUUUUUUUAUACGUUUUCUAAGCUUAUUAGUUUAUAAUUCCCCGUUCUCUGGUUGAAUAUUUAAAAAAAAAAAAGAGAGACAUCCAGGCUGUUUAAAGAAACGACUCACUGGUUUCUACGCUAAUAACUGUGUUCAGUGUUUGUUUAUAGCUGACCAUAGUUGGUGAACACGUGGUGAUUUCACAAUGUAAUUGAUGUUAUUAUCGUCUCACUUCCUGUGCCUCUACCUCUACCGUUAAACCCUGCGCUUACAAAUAAUGUGUUGUCCUCGACUUCCUCCUCAUCAUGUAGAGGUGCAGUUUAUAUUUUAAUUUGUCUUAAGCUGCAGUUCAGUAGCUCUGCUACAAUCUUUACCUCUACGCUUGGCAUUAGUGGCAAAAUACAGUUUACUGUUGCUAUAAAAAAAAAAAAAUGGUGCAUUGAAGGGCUCAAGUAUACAUACAUAUUCUAUAAAUAAGAUGUUAAGAUUAUUGUUUUGCUUUGGAAACUCCUCAACGUACUUAAGACGAGAAUUGAUUAACUUUAAGCACUUUCUACAGAUAUGGAGUAGACAUGAGUCUAUGUCAUUUACUUCUCCCGUCAGUGGUUCUAAUGUUGUGGCGUAACUACGGGAUGUGUGAAAAAUCACAUCCAAAACCAGGGUUCGUAAUCUUUUGUGAUGCGCUGCUGUUACUGUAAGAAAGAAGCAUUUUCAUCUGUGGAAGCGAAGUUACUAUCAAUCAUUAAUUCAAAGAAAGAAAGAAUAGUUUGCAUAUUGUUCUUCUUACUGUGUUAUUUUCUUCCACAAAGAUUAUGUUUCCGUUUGUUCCGUUAUUAUCCCCUUCUUGAAGAUUUACUGAGUGUCUUAGACAGAAGAGGAGACACUGACGGUGUCAGAGACCUUUUCCUAUUUCUGUGUGACAGGGAAACCAGCCAAUCCCACGAUGUUCUCAGUCUUCACUAUAAGAAACGAAUGUUUUCUGCUGUGCCUUUGAGAUUCUCCUCGCCGCUUAUGGGUCUCCCAUUGUAAUUACAAGAUACUCAAAUACUUUAAA